This is a messenger RNA of Petromyzon marinus (sea lamprey), 1245 nucleotides long. Lineage: Eukaryota; Metazoa; Chordata; Hyperoartia; Petromyzontiformes; Petromyzontidae. The record is from RefSeq and is a predicted model, not a curated record.
ACGCCACCGCCACCACCGGCACCACCGGCACCGCCGGCAGCACCGCCACCGGCACGACGUGGCCCACCACGGUGAAGAGCGGCACGGCGAGCGGCGAGGAGCUUCCCGUGAUGCCCAGGGACGUCGCCUCGCUGCGUGGGGCGCUGGGCGUCACGCUGGGGGUGCUGUUGGGCGUGGCCGUGCUCGCCGCUGUGGCUUGCUACGUGCGCGGGACGAGGCGCAAGCACGCGGUGCGCUUCCGCCACCGCCGCCUCUACGACAGCGCGGAAGAGCCCGAGCUCCGGCUGGACGAGAUGUCGCCCACGGCGUUCUACAACGCCAGUGCCGACUCCAUGGACUUCUCUCCCUCGCCGGGAUCCAGCCACGUUUGAGCGGCAACAGCGGCGGUGGCGGCGUCACGAUGGCCGCCCACUUCGUCGCCCACCCGCCCACCUCGUCGCCCGGCUGCCUCAGCGACCCGGCCACCCCGUCGCCCGCUCUCCCACCUCGUCGUCCACUCUCCCACCUCGUCGCCAACUCUCCCACCUCGCCGCCCGCUCUCCCACCGCGUCGCCAGCUCUCCCACCGCGUCGCCAGCUCUCCCACCUCGUCGCCGGCUCUCCCACCUCGUCGCUAGCUCUCCCACCUCGUCGACCGCUCUCCCACCUCGUCGCCCGCUCUCCCACCUGGUCACCAACUCUCCCACCUCGUCGCCCGCUCUCGCACCGCGUCGCCAGCUCUCCCACCUCGUCGCCCACCAACCUCCGCCCCCUCCUCACCCUCCCCCCUCCUCCCACCCCUGCCGAGGCUGAGCCUUCCCGAGCCUCCACAUUCUCUCUCCCGCCGCCGCCACCACCGUCACCUCCCGCCAUCGCUAAACCCACACCCACUGUGGAACUGCUACCCAGCGAAAAUCUACAAAGCCCUCCCCACGACGCUCAGAGAGCCCCUGCUGGACAUUUGUGCAAACAAGAGCUUUGGAGCUUAUCGGAUUCCUCCUGCGAGUAUAAAAUACAAGAUUCUGAUUCUGAGUUGCAGCAGCAGUAGCAGCAGCAGUGUUGUCACAUCGCCCAUCUCACUCCUGUGAACAACAGUGGGCAGGACCCUGUGUGUGGAUUUUAAAAAAAGAUAUAUUUUCGUUUUAAUCCCGGAGAAGAGACGCAAUAAUUAUUAUUUAUUAUAAAUCUGCCCGGCUGGACGCGGAGGUCGCGCUCGGAGAUGGCCGGUAGAGCGGUGGGCGGUGAGCGGUGAGCAGGGGGUGGGAGU